GAAAAGAUGUGCUUUGACGGCUUUGGAUGUUUCGAAGUUGGAAACAACUUUACGCACCCUCUAGGACUACCUUCCUCUCCAGAUUACAUAGGAGCGUCUACCUGGCUAUAUUCUCGAGGUCGAUAUGAAACAAAUCCCAAACAGAUUGAUUUCAGAACGGUAUCAUCUCUGGAAGACAUGAGAGAGCUUCGAGCGAACAAACCACUUUUCAUUCUAAUUCACGGAUACCGCAGAUCUCGAAAACAUAUUUGGAUUAGCGAGACAAUCAUCGCGCUUCUAGCAAAGGCUGACUGCAACAUCAUUACGGUAGAUUGGGGAAAAACCCAUUCUUUUUUCUAUCCCUGGACAGCAGCCUAUGACACAGCUCUGGUCGGAAAGCUACUGGCGCUUUUAGUGCACUCACUGAUGAACAGGUUCCCGAAAGCGAUCAGUGCAUCUUCAAUCCAUGCAAUUGGACAAAGCUUUGGAGCACAUGUUGCAAGCUUUUUUGCGAAGCACUUUAAAAAUGACACAGGACUGCUGGUUGGCAGGAUCACUGGGCUAGAUCCUGCGGCUCCUUAUUUCGAAGGCCACAAUGUUCACUUGUCGAACACUGACGCCGAGUUUGUGGAUGUCAUUCAUACAAGCGCAGGAAAGAAUCACUAUUCCCUUCGGAACGGUGAUCUGGGCUUCAGAAGUCCGAUCGGACACGUCGACUUCUAUCCCAACGGCGGCACUCGAGUACAACCCGGAUGUGAAUAUAAAAGCAAGUUCGCCCUUGUAGUCACAGUAUGGCCUACCGGUUCUUCCUGGCGUCAAUUAAUAGAUCAGAACUCUACCAAUCUUACUUGUGCGAAGAAGGAUUUGAAGCGGCUCUGCAAAAAAGGUGCAAGAAUUUCGGAGGCCACGGUCGAAUGGGAUUCUACAGCAGAGAUACCACAGGUCGUGGAGUACAGUACCUCACAGCUACAGUUCCACCAGAAAUUGAAAAACGCUUCAAUAAAUAAAUAAACCUAGGUUAAUUCCUUA
Messenger RNA from Ixodes scapularis (black-legged tick), 1008 nucleotides. RefSeq names its product pancreatic triacylglycerol lipase. Gene Ontology annotation, molecular function: lipase activity. The transcript has 4 exons. Lineage: Eukaryota; Metazoa; Arthropoda; Arachnida; Ixodida; Ixodidae. The coding region runs from base 7 to 990 and encodes 327 amino acids. The record is from RefSeq and is a predicted model, not a curated record.